UUAUCGUAUAAGAUGAAUGGCAAAUUUGUCGACAUUUCUCGUAUGGAAACGAGUCUAGGUGGCGAAUUUCUAGAAGCAGAACAGAGAACACAAACUAACUAUGGCAACAGUUCGAUAACAUUUACCGAUGAUAACCGUUCAACAAUUAGUGAAACCGCAUACAAAACAGCACCAACUGUAUUCAAAAAAAUAUGCCAAUAUAGUUACAUUCCGUCAUUUUUUCUAUACUACAUCGGGUUAAUCAUAUUGGUUGUAUCCAUUGCUGCGGACAGCUGGAGAUAUAAUCGAAUUGAAUACUCUAUAGGUGACGUUAAGGGUCUUAGCAGUACCAUGUUAGGUGGUUUCUCUAUGAGACGAGUUGACCGUGCAGUAAAGGAAGGAGUAACACGAGUUUUCGAAACCAGAUAUGGUUACAGGGAUAUACUUGAAAACAAGUACUGUAACGUUCAUACACCUACACCGAAGGAUCCGAAAUAUCAAUAUCACCCAGAAAUUUGGAGACAGAUUGACGAUGUUGGUCUAUUAGAUGUAGACAAACAUCCCAUGUUCUUCUAUAACCACGGUCGUCCAAUUUAUGAUGUCAUGUGCUCUGGAAUAAGAGUGCUAGAAUGGGUAAAUGGUAAUACAUUCAUAUCUGUAGCCGUUGCUGGUGUACUAUUUGUUCUUCAGUUUGGCAUUGCAAUAUCACGUAACAUUUAUAACAAGACAGCGGAAAACUCAUCGGUUUACUGGUGGUAUGAAAGUAUAUUUAGUUUUCUUUGGGCUACAUCAGGAAUAAUUGGAAUAUACGUAUUGUUCUACUACGCCUUAGCGGAGAAUUUCGAUUUCUGUGUUGAUAAAUUCGGGGAAAUAUUCAAUUGUCCACUUGGUGGUAGUUACUAUUUGUUCAUGGUGUUUACCAUAUGCAACAUUUUAUCUUACGCAUUUUAUAUUUUGUAUGGAAUCAGUUUGCGCAACGGUGUUCAGCAUGAGCCAGUAUCAAUGGAUCACUACUACCGAUACAGAAACAAUUUGAGCAGUAGAAAUGAAAAGCGUGGCAUUGAGGCAACUGAUGUAUCAAGUCAAUUGCAUGGUAGAACGGCGCAAAGUGAAGUUUAGUAA
Messenger RNA from Babesia bovis T2Bo, 1101 nucleotides. RefSeq names its product putative integral membrane protein. The transcript has a single exon. NCBI's taxonomy places the organism in Eukaryota, Apicomplexa, Aconoidasida, Piroplasmida, Babesiidae. Bases 13 to 1098 code for a protein of 361 amino acids. The record is from RefSeq and is a predicted model, not a curated record.